UCUCCCUGUGUGUCUCUCUGUGAGUUUUCUAAGUUCCCAGUUUAGAUUAGUUGUAUGUUUUUUCCCUGCCAGCAAAUAAAGCUGAGUUUUGAGUUCACUUCCCUGAGUCUGUGAGUCCUGUAUUUUGGGUCCAACUCCUGCCUGCCGCACAGCGAUUCAUGACAGUACGACGCGACCAGACAUGGACCCAGCAGGCUCCUCCCGGGAAAGCGAUUUGGCCCGCAUCUUCAGCCUGUGGGAGCGAGUUUCCCACGCCUCGGACAUUAAAGCAAUGUCCAUUGGGAUAAACGCCAUCGAGGCAAUUCUCAAGGGGAAUCCCCAUCUUCACGAGCUCUCAGGAUUUUCGGGCCUACUGUCCAAUCUGCAGAAAGCCAAGGAGACAGUACAAGUUCGCGAGCUCGUCAUACCGCAACAGCGACCGCCACAAUCGGGAAACGUUUCCACGCUGCUGCCACUGAACUCCUCUCCAUUCACCCUCCACUCUGACUGUCACUCACCCGCUGCUUUUCUCGCAGCAAUGUGGUCGGAGGAUGAGGAGCCGGCCGUGAUCUCUCCGUCGUUGCCAGUUUCCUCCAUCGCCGCACCUCCGGCUUCCCGAAGAAAACGGCAUUCACGCCGCCGACACCCACCGCCACAGCCGGACCCCGAGACGUCUGAGUUGCCAGCUGUGGUGAGUGGAAGGGACAAUCAAGAGUUUCCUGACUUUGGGACUGUUUAUUCCGGGGCUGUGUUUUUUCACUUAGCUGCCCAGCCAGAAGCGCUAGCUCCAUCUCCUGUGUCCCCGCUAGCACAGUCAUUAAUUCCACCACAAGCUCCAUUUUCACCUCUACCAUCGCUUCAGUCAUCAGUUCGGUCUGCCACUCAGUCGCCCUUAGUUCCAUCAUCCACACUACCACCUUUUUCCCUUCCACCACAACCAUCACUACACCCAGCCAUUCAGGCUGCUACUCAGUCAGACAUUCAACCCAUAGCCCUGCCGUUACUAUACUCUGUAGCUGAGCCAUUAGCCGCCCAACCUGCAGCCAAUUCAGCCACUCCUCCACCCGUUACGCCUCCACUACAACCCCCAGUGCAGUCUCCAGUGUCCCCAGUGCAGUCUCCAGUGUCCCCAGUGCAGUCUCCAGUGUCCCCAGUGCAGUCUCCAGUGUCCCCAGUGCAGCAUCCCUUAGCACAGUCAUCCACUCAAUCACCAGCUCCACUUUCCCCUCAACUAUCACUACCACCUCUAGCUCAGUCUCCUGUGCACUCACCUCUGGUUCAUUCUCCUGUGAAGUCAUCAACUCCCCUGCCUACUCCACUCUCACCACCUCCGUUACAACAGACAUCAGUUCAGUCCCCUGUGCCAGUGCAGACGCCCUCAGUUCAGUCUCCCGUGCAGUUAUCUACUUCACCACUGUCAGUAGCUCAGCUCCCACUCUCACCCGUGUCUCCAGCAGCUCAGCUCCCACUCUCACCCGUGUCUCCAGUAACUCAGUUAGCUGCCCAGCAGCCACUCUCUGCUCAGUCUCCUGUGUCGCCAGUUUUGCUCAUUCACUCCAUGCAGAGAGGUAACUUGAUUUCUACUCAGGGUACUUUCCAUGGUUUAGCCGCCGUUGGCACAGUUUGCCACUCCAGGGCUUCCCCAGAGGCUAGGUCUCAGUCACCGGCUGAUUCUGGACCCCUGAAGUUUAAGCAGCCCCCUAAGAACUGCACCAUGUUCGCAUUGCCUGGGCAGAGUCAGUGCUCAGUACAGCGCCAGUUGUCCUCAUGUCGGCCAACGGACUUCAUGCCUGUUGGCGUUGUUUUGGCCUCCGCUGGAGGGUCCGAGGGGCCCGUUCAGCCUCCCGUCUCCGCUGGAGGGUCCGAGGUCAUCCAAGCUAUACAGCAGCUCAGCCAGUGGAAGAACGCUGGGCGUGUUGCCAGCUAUCCAGGGCGCCAGUUGGGCAGUCCAUCAGUAGCAUUAAAGACAUGUUAUCCACCCGAGUGUAUCCGUCUGGCUUAG
Messenger RNA from Haplochromis burtoni (Burton's mouthbrooder), 1981 nucleotides. RefSeq names its product vegetative cell wall protein gp1. The record is from RefSeq and is a predicted model, not a curated record. NCBI's taxonomy places the organism in Eukaryota, Metazoa, Chordata, Actinopteri, Cichliformes, Cichlidae. Bases 182 to 1981 code for a protein of 599 amino acids. The transcript has 2 exons.